AUGUCCGAAACCUGUGACGGACGGCGACUGGAUGGCGGCGACGGUCUGAAGCGGGGCAGCAAAAACGUUGCCGCCUUGGCUUCUGAAGAUGACGAGCCCGACUUGCAGCCGAUGGAGGCGGACGUGAAGAUCGACAUGUUCCCAGAAGAAGACAUGGAGGACGAAGACGACGAGUCUCCAUCCGAGCGACAGAUCGUAGUAGGAAUUUGCUGCAUGAUGAAGAAGUCCAAGUCCAAACCCAUGACACACAUUCUUGAGCGCCUCUGCAAGUUUGACUACAUCGAGGUGGUCAUCUUUCCCGAGGAUGUCAUUUUGGAGGAGCCUGUGGACAAAUGGCCGCUGUGCGACUGCCUCAUCUCUUUCCACUCCAAAGGUUUCCCACUGGACAAAGCUGUGGAAUAUGCCAAGCUCAGGAAUCCACUGCUUAUCAAUGACCUCAACAUGCAGUAUUUUAUACAAGACAGGAGGGAAGUGUACCGCAUCCUUCAAGAAGAGGGCAUCGACCUACCUCGAUACGCCGUUCUGAACCGGGACCCUGACAACCCCGAAGAGUGCAACCUUGUGGAAGGGGAGGAUCAUGUGGAAGUGAACGGGGAGGUGUUCCCUAAACCUUUUGUAGAGAAGCCAGUCUGCGCAGAGGACCACAAUGUCUACAUCUACUACCCGACAUCAGCAGGUGGCGGCAGUCAGAGACUGUUUAGAAAGAUCGGGAGUCGUAGCAGCGUGUACUCACCGGAAACUAGUGUUCGCAAGACUGGGUCUUACAUAUACGAGGAGUUCAUGCCGACAGACGGUACUGACGUGAAGGUGUACACGGUGGGUCCAGACUACGCCCACGCAGAGGCCCGGAAGUCUCCUGCGCUGGACGGGAAAGUGGAGCGAGACAGCGAAGGGAAGGAGAUUCGCUACCCUGUCAUGCUGACCGCUAUGGAGAAGCUGGUUGCUCGAAAAGUCUGCCUAGCCUUCAAGCAAACAGUGUGCGGCUUCGACCUUCUCCGAGCCAAUGGCCACUCGUUUGUCUGCGACGUCAACGGUUUCAGCUUCGUCAAGAACUCCAUGAAGUACUACGACGACUGUGCCAAAGUGUUGGGGAACAUGGUGAUGAGAGAGUUAGCCCCCCAAUUCCACAUUCCCUGGUCCAUCCCGAUGGAGGCCGAAGAUAUUCCCAUUGUUCCAACAACCUCAGGAACCAUGAUGGAGCUGCGCUGUGUUAUCGCCAUUAUUCGCCAUGGAGACCGCACACCAAAGCAGAAAAUGAAAAUGGAGGUUCGACAUCCUCUAUUCUUUGAAUUGUUUGAAAAGUGCGGAGGCUACAAGUCAGGAAAGCUAAAGCUGAAAAAACCAAAGCAACUUCAGGAAGUUCUGGACAUCGCUCGCUUGCUGCUACUUGAACUUGGCCAACAUAAUGACUGUGAGAUAGAGGAGAAGAAGUCUAAACUGGAGCAACUCAAGACCGUCUUGGAAAUGGAAUCCAGCUUGAUUGACACUCAGUACGGUCACUUCUCAGGUAUCAACAGAAAAGUCCAGUUGACGUAUUUGCGUAACGGGCAACCAAAAGCCUCUAGUGAAGAGGAAGACUCCAAGAGGGAGGGUCCGUCUCUGCUGCUGGUCCUAAAGUGGGGCGGCGAGCUGACGCCGGCCGGCCGGGUUCAGGCCGAAGAACUGGGCCGAGCCUUUCGCUGCAUGUACCCUGGAGGCCAAGCCGGUAGCCACCGGGCCCUUGGCUGUGAGUCCCCUAUUGAUUUUGGCGACUAUGCCGGCUUCCCCGGAUGCGGCCUCCUCCGCCUGCACAGCACGUACCGCCACGACCUUAAGAUCUACGCCUCCGAUGAAGGACGGGUGCAGAUGACGGCCGCGGCGUUCGCCAAGGGCCUUCUUGCUCUGGAAGGUGAGCUCACUCCAAUCCUGGUGCAAAUGGUGAAGAGCGCCAACAUGAACGGGCUGCUCGACAGUGACAGCGACUCUUUAACCGACUGCCAGCAAAAAGUGAAAGCGAGGUUACACGAGAUCAUGCAAAAGGACCAGGAGUUCUCACUAGAGGACUAUCAGAAGCUAGCGCCGACAGGCAGCCCGUCACUGGUCAACUCGAUGAAAAUUAUACAGAAUCCAGUCAAAACCUGCGACAAAGUGUACGCUCUCAUCCAGAGCCUUACUUCACAAAUUAGAAAACGACUUGAGGAUCCCAAGUCUUCAGAUCUGCAACUGUACCACAGCGAGACCUUGGAGCUAAUGCUCCAGCGCUGGUCUAAACUGGAGAGAGAUUUCCGCAUGAAAAGCGGGCGCUACGACAUCAGCAAGAUCCCGGACAUCUACGACUGCAUCAAAUACGAUACGCAGCACAACUCUUCAUUGGACCUGAAUGACACGCUGGAGCUAUUCCGGCUCUCUCGCGCUUUGGCUGACAUCGUCAUACCGCAGGAAUAUGGAAUCAGCAAAGCAGAAAAGCUGGACAUUGCUCAGGCGUACUGCGUGCCGCUAAUGAAGAAGAUCCAGCUGGACCUGCAGAGGACGCACGAAGACGAGGCUGUCAACAAGCUGCACCCGUUGUACUCCAGGGGGGUGAUGUCUCCAGGUCGCCACGUCCGCACGCGUCUUUACUUCACCAGCGAAAGUCACGUCCACUCCCUGCUCAGUGUUUUUCGAUAUGGAAAGCUUUUGGAUGAUGAAAAAGACCAGCAAUGGAAGCAGGCCAUGGACUACUUGAGUGCUGUAACAGAGCUCAACUAUAUGACCCAAAUAGUCAUUAUGCUGUAUGAAGACAACAACAAGGACCCUUCUUCAGAGGAGCGUUUCCAUGUGGAGCUGCACUUCAGCCCUGGGGUCAAAGGUUGCGAGGAUGAGGAAAAUGUCCCGCUCGGCUUCGGUUUCCGGCCGGCCUCCUCGGAGAAUCAGGACAAAAAGCCCAACCAGGGCAGCAUGGAGGAUCUGUCUCAGGACCAACCCGACCAGGCUCUUCUUAUUUCUGAACCCAUCAAUAUCCAGAGAAGGUCCCCCAUGAUCCGCAACCGCAAGACGGGCUCCAUGGAGGUCCUCUCUGAGACCUCACCCAGCCAGUCGUCCAAAGGCUGCACGCCGCACCGACUCUUCCCGUCGGGCUCACGCCAGUCGCCCGAGAUCAAAUCAGCGAGCGGCCUAGGCGUGCACUGCUCUGGCCUCUUCAGUGCCUCCAUGCUGGGGGUGUCCUGUAGCGCCCCCAACCUGCGGGACUACGUACGCACGCACCACCAUCACCACCGAAAACCCCCACUGUCCCCCGGUAGCCUGCCAUGCCAGAUUGGCAUGUUUGAGCUGUUGUCUAUGCCGCCAGUAAAGAGAUUUUCUGUGUCAUUUGCCAGGCAUCCGACUAAUGGUUUUGAAGGCUGCUCGAUGGUGCCCUCUAUCUACCCACUAGAGACACUGCACAACUUGCUCUCGCUGAAGCAGGUGGAUGAGUUUCUCAACUCUGUGUGUGAGAGCAGCAGUGAGGCCCACGCCAAGACCAUGAAGGCACUGUCGGGCCUCUUCGACUCUCAGAGCCAGACAUCUCUCUACAGUCCCCAGCAGCCGCUCUCCUUGUCGGGGUCCGAGGCGUCGCUGCAACAGCCGAGUCAGCCUCUGUGGCAUGGCAGCGUCCCCUCGAGCGCCGUGUCCAGCGCCGGACCGUCGUCGCCCAUCAUGGAGAGCUCGGGCCUCAACUUCAACUUUAGCGAGUAA
Nerophis lumbriciformis (worm pipefish) is the source of this 3693-nucleotide messenger RNA. The record is from RefSeq and is a predicted model, not a curated record. Lineage: Eukaryota; Metazoa; Chordata; Actinopteri; Syngnathiformes; Syngnathidae.